UGCGCAUACUCUCAGAUUUAAGGGGGGAGGUUUGGAGCAGCUCGGACUCUCCGUCGUUUAACAGCGUUUUCUCCGGCAGGAAUUGGUCCAAAUACUUUGUGGGAUUCACCGAAGUCGCAACUGUUUCUGUACGAACACACCGCCGGCCGACAUUUUGUCUUUCGGGAUGUUUUCUGUUAAGAGGGAGUUGGAAGAAGUUUCUUUUUUCUGUACUGGGACGCAGUUUUUCUUUUUCCUCGGAGGUGAGCGAAACGUUUUGGGAUAAAAGAGACGACAGAAAAACUCCCGCACAGACUGCAGUCGCCUGGUUUCUGCUGGUUGGACCGGGGGGGGGGAGAUAGAGAAGAAGAAGAGGAUAAAAGUCUCAAAGGAAAUGUAAAAACCCAUUUAACUGCAUAAGAAGUGUUACGUUUCUCAGCACGCACAUUCUUUUCGUCUGGCGCACAAGUUUGGCACAAAUAUGCGCAAACCUGUUGGUAGUUUGGAGUAAAAGAGCUUCGAUUAAAUCUGGAUUUACUCUUUUUUUUUUUCUUUUUCUUUUCUGGGGAGUUUUUCCUUAUUAUUCUUCUUCUUCAAGCCUCCAAUCUCAGCUCAGUGAGUCUUCCUCAUCCGACCACCUCUGGCUGUUUCACAGCGUAGCACUGUGAAUGACCCGCCGCUGAUGCCCCAAAGGUCUGAAUGGAGUUCCAGUCGCAGAAAAGCCAACAGUUGUAGCUCCCUCAGCAGGAUGCUGAUGAGGCCAAGUAUACUUCUGUUUCUGGCUUUAUUCGCCCAGGUUUUAAGGACGCAGUGCCGGCCCGCCAGCGCUGAUGAAGUCUCUGUGGAAACACAAGCGGAGCUGUUCACGCUCUAUCUCGGGGACCGUCUGGACCUGACCUGCCCCGCCAGGGACUCCCCCCACGCCGUCAACUGGACCAAAGACCACGUGACGGUAGUGGACGGGGAACACACGCGCAUCCGCAACGGGCAGCUGGAGAUCGAGAGCGUGGAGCUGACGGACUCCGGCCUGUACGCGUGCACCACCUUCGGCAACCACAGCGACUACUUCAACGUCACUGUUGACACCCUGGCCUCGUCUGAGGAUGACGACGAAGAUGAAGAGUCUUCGUCAGAGGAAGCCAAGCUGUUGGGCAGUCAGAAACUGCUGCCGGAUGCCCCGCAGUGGGCAUAUCCAGAAAAAAUGGAGAAAAAGCUCCACGCUGUCCCAGCCAGUAAGACGGUGAAGUUUCGAUGCCAGGCCAGCGGCAACCCAACUCCCACGCUGAAGUGGUACAAGAACGGCAAAGAGUUCAAGAGAGACCAUCGCAUUGGAGGCUUCAAGGUCCGGGACCACAUGUGGACCAUCAUCAUGGAAUCUGUAGUACCCUCCGACAAGGGUAACUAUACCUGUGUGGUGGAAAACCAGCACGGCAGCAUCAACCACACCUACCAGCUAGAUGUAGUCGAGCGCUCUCCCCACAGGCCGAUCCUGCAGGCCGGCCUGCCCGCCAAUCGCACCGCGGUGGUGGGCAGCGACGUGGAGUUUGAGUGCAAGGUGUUCAGCGACCCUCAGCCUCACAUCCAGUGGCUGAAGCACAUCGAGGUCAACGGGAGCCGAGUCGGUCCCGAUGGUUUACCGUAUGUCCGUGUCCUCAAGCAUUCUGGGGUCAAUAGCUCGGACGCUCAGGUGCUGACGCUCUACAAUGUGACUGAGGAGGAGAGCGGAGAGUAUACAUGUAAAGUGUCCAAUUAUAUAGGAGAGGCCAAUCAGUCGGCCUGGCUGACUGUCACCAGAUAUGAGCCCACAGCUGUCACGCACUAUCCUCCAGCCAACCACACCUACCUGGAGGUCGUCAUCUACUGCGUCGGCUUCUUCUUCAUCGCCGUCAUGAUUGCCAUCGUAAUUAUCUUGAAGAUUCGCACCUCCUCGAAGAAGAGCGACUUCAACAGUCAGCUGGCCGUCCACAAGCUGGCUAAAAGCAUCCCGCUGCGCAGACAGGUAACAGUGUCUGUGGACUCGAGCUCCUCCAUCCACUCUGGAGUGAUGCUGGUUCGUCCCUCCCGCCUCUCUUCCAGCGGGUCUCCCAUGCUGUCGGGGGUGUCGGAGUAUGAACUGCCCCAGGAUCCCCGCUGGGAGCUUUCACGAGACAGACUUGUCCUCGGGAAGCCGCUGGGUGAAGGCUGCUUCGGUCAGGUGGUGAUGGGAGAGGCACUGGGUCUCGACAAAGAGAAGCCAAACCGUGUCACAAAAGUUGCAGUGAAAAUGUUGAAAUCUGACGCCACAGAGAAAGACCUGUCAGACCUGAUUUCGGAGAUGGAGAUGAUGAAGAUCAUCGGGAAGCACAAGAACAUCAUUAAUCUGCUGGGAGCCUGUACACAGGAUGGUCCUCUCUACGUGAUAGUAGAGUAUGCAUCCAAGGGCAACUUGCGGGAGUACUUGCGAGCUCGCCGCCCACCGGGCAUGGAGUACUGCUACAACCCAGACCAGGUCCCUGUGGAGAACAUGUCCAUCAAAGACCUGGUGUCCUGUGCUUACCAAGUGGCCCGAGGGAUGGAGUAUUUGGCCUCCAAAAAGUGCAUCCACAGAGAUCUCGCCGCUCGCAACGUUUUGGUAACGGAGGACAACGUGAUGAAAAUAGCUGACUUCGGCCUGGCGAGAGAUAUCCACCACAUCGAUUACUAUAAGAAGACCACCAAUGGUCGUUUGCCAGUCAAGUGGAUGGCUCCCGAGGCUCUGUUUGACCGGAUAUACACGCACCAAAGCGACGUCUGGUCAUUCGGGGUGCUGCUGUGGGAGAUCUUCACCCUGGGGGGCUCUCCGUACCCCGGCGUCCCCGUGGAGGAGCUGUUCAAGCUGCUGAAGGAAGGUCACCGUAUGGACAAGCCCUCGACAUGCACUCAAGAGCUGUAUAUGAUGAUGAGGGACUGCUGGAAUGCUGUACCCUCUCAGAGACCCACAUUCAAACAGCUGGUGGAGGAUCUAGAUCGCUGCCUGGCCAUGACGGCCAACCAGGAGUAUCUGGAGCUGUCAGUGCCUCUGGACCAAUAUUCCCCCAGCUACCCGGACACCCGCAGCUCCACCUGCUCCUCCGGCGAGGACUCGGUCUUCUCCCACGACGCCGGAGCCGAGGAGCCCUGCCUGCCAAAGUUCCCACCCCACUCCAACGGGGCAGCCAUUAAGAAACGCUGAUACCUCAUCUCCAUUCAGACAAACAUUGACAUUUCCUCCGCUCCCUGCCUCAUGGGGUUGGACUCUUCCCCACAUUCCCAGAGAUGAAGCUAAAUAAAAAAAAAAAGAAAAGAAAAGGAAAAACAACAUAAAAACACUGGUGCUCUGUUGAGAAAGAAAGCCCGGAGGACACCUCGUAGAACUUAUCGGAUCACGUGGACUGAAGAGCGCAGCCCGGUGACGAUGUUUAUGGGGCACUUUGUAUUAACGGGAGUUUGUCUGCGGCGUCGGGGCGGGAGGAGGGAGGGAGGAGGGUAAAAACUCUCCUCUUUGGGCAUUCCACGGGUCGGGAGAAUCGAAAAAGGACUGACGAUUUGUCAGGUUUUUGUUGUUGUUGUUGUUGUUGUUGUUGUUUUUCCCUUCAUGGUUGUUUUUUUUUUUUUCAGUCGUAGCGAAAGGCAACGUUCUGCUUUUCAGACCAAAAUCCAGAGAAUCCACCACCAACGGACACGCAGCAUCAUUCACUUACCCUCUUGUACAUACAGUUAGAAAAUUAUAAAUAUGAAUAUAUAUUUACAUUGUACUCUUAUUUUUAUUACAUAAUGAUUUAUUUUCUUUUGUACAAGGAUGCUUUUUUUGUUUGAUCCAUUUUUUAAUAUAGUCUGUAGGGGCAGUUGUUACAUGAGAAUAUCUUUAAAUUGCUGAGGAUUACAUGGCCAGUUUGUCCCCCCCCCUCCCCUAAAAUUUACUGCAUAAUCAUCAAUGGAAAAUAUAUAUAUUGGGUUUUCUAUUUUUUAACUGUACGUGCUUUUCAUGACACAAGCUGAAAUACAGUGUAAGUCAGUGUUUGGGGUUUCUGGUCAGUGGACUUUGCAGCUUUUCAGACUACCGUUUAUAAAUAUGGGGAACAAAAUGGGUCUUUUUCUUUCAUUUUCUGUCUUAUUUUUAAAAGAAAAAAUGGAAAAGAGGUAGUUUUUGUUGUGUUUUUACAAACAAAAUGGAGAAAACGGGCUGUUUUCUGGUUUUCUGUCUUAGUUUCAAAAUAAAAGCUCAGAAAACAGGUCGUUUUUUUCAUUUUCUGUUUAUUUUUUAGACAAAAAAACAGAAGAAUUAAAUUUUUUUUGUUUUUACGUAUUUUUUUUUCAGAACAAAAUACGUAAAACAAGUCGUUUUCUGUUUUUUUGUCUUUCAUGUUUGUAAAAACAAACGAUCGGAAACGGCUAAAAACAAAAAUCUGUUGGCCUCAAAGUCCACUGACUGUUCCCUCCAGCAGAAAUGGAUUAUACAUAGUGUGUGUGUGUGUGUGUGUGUGUGUGUGUGUGUGUGUGUGUGUGUGUGUGUGUGUGUGUGUGUGUGUGUGUGUGUGUGUGUGUGUGUGUGUGUGUGUGUGUGUGUGUGUGUGUGAGAGAAUGUGUUGUUUCUUUUUAUCUUGUCUCAUCCAAAAUUGUUCAUUUCCUUUAAGGAUGGUCUCAACUGUAAAUAUUCCUGGUUGUACGCCAUGCUUGUUAAAAUCCAGAGUGAUUUCAGUCAACGUCGUGCACUUCCACUGUGCAUGCCUUCCUUCCAUGUGAUGAACUUUCUUUCUACUGUAAACGCUUUAACAGGAGUUACGUUCGCUGCCGUAUGACUUCUGACGAAGGGGUUGCAGAACACGUAUGUCAUCGUAAAAAAGGAUUACAUUAAAUAAAAAUGCUAUCGAAAAACAAA
Molecule: messenger RNA, 4855 nt
Organism: Dicentrarchus labrax (European seabass)
Lineage: Eukaryota; Metazoa; Chordata; Actinopteri; Moronidae
Gene: fgfr1a
Product: fibroblast growth factor receptor 1a
Exons: 18
Coding region: 662-3169 (835 amino acids)
Biological process (GO): protein phosphorylation; positive regulation of kinase activity; positive regulation of cell population proliferation
Cellular component (GO): membrane; signaling receptor complex
Molecular function (GO): fibroblast growth factor receptor activity; ATP binding; fibroblast growth factor binding
Source: RefSeq, a predicted model, not a curated record